This is a messenger RNA of Cimex lectularius (bed bug), 1660 nucleotides long. Its product is annotated as transmembrane protein 198. Lineage: Eukaryota; Metazoa; Arthropoda; Insecta; Hemiptera; Cimicidae. The transcript is spliced from 4 exons. Gene Ontology annotation, cellular component: plasma membrane. Bases 234 to 1196 code for a protein of 320 amino acids. The record is from RefSeq and is a predicted model, not a curated record.
CGAAGGAUCCGCAGCAAUCGAAUCACGUCCUCCCGUUCGACUCAAUUUUGAUUAUUGAUUUCGCCAGUCCUCAGACUGUAACGGGCAGGUUAGGACUGAGACGACAGACAGGAGAAAAAAAAUAGGAAGAAAAUUAAAAGAAAAAAAAUAAAAAACAAGAAGAAAAAUGACAGACGGUGUCGACGGAGGCGUGCGUCACCUUGCCAUGUGAAACGUCCGUACUGACGAGGGAAAUGGCCAAUUCCACCUACCUGGGCCACUGCGCCUUCGAGAACCAACCGACGGACCCCCUUUCCAUCUGCAUCGCCACCAUGUACAUCCUCUUCGGCAUCGUCUACACACUUUUUGGUUACCGGUGUUUUAAGGCAGUCAUGUUCUUGACAGGCUUCAUAUUUGCAUCUGUCCUUGUCUAUUUGAUCUGCAUCCAGGACCGCAUACUGCCAUCUUAUGCCAAUGCGGGGAUCGCGGUCUGUGCCGGGCUCAUGUUUGGUCUCAUCACCAUGCUCAUACAGUAUGUCGGUCUUUUCAUGACCGGUUUCCACACGGGGCUCCUCCUCGCCCUGGCGACUUUGGGCGUACUUGACCUGUUCGAAGAGCAGGUCGGCCUUUUUACCGCUAUUGCUUCGCUUUUGGGCCUGGGGUUAUUCUUCGCCAUAAUCAAUCUACAAUGGCAACGGGGUCUGACAAUUCUUGGGACAUGCGUGUAUGGUGGCGCACUGGUGAGCAGCUCCGUUGACUACCUUAUUGAGAGCUUCCAAUCAGUCAAGUGGCUCUGGCAACGUGCCGGCAUGAUGCCAUGCUACCCUGUCAUCGUGAUAUGGCCUGUCCUGCUCCUCUUCGGCCUUGUCAUACAAUGCGGUAUCACCGCCCCUUCGACGCACAACUCCGGUAUGACAUUUACACUUUCACCAUUAACUGAGUACACUGAAUUAUUUCGUUCACCCUGUACAGGAAAGCAUCCCACGAGACCGAGGACGAGAGAACAGAGGGCUGAACUGAGACAGAACAAAUAUCGCUACCUUUACCAAGUGAGGACUGCUCACGGCGACGUCAUUUCCCAGAAUUACGUCCAGGCGAUUCAGAACAAAGUGAUCGCACCGGGAGAGACGUCAACACUAGAGUCAGACGCCACGCAUCUCACGAUGCUCCCGGAUGGUCAGACAGAUUUCAACCGCGGACCCGGCUACUACCGAUGAGGCUCACCACACCCGCGACAAGAGGAAACCUGCUAGUCCUUGAUUUAAUAAUUUUUACCUUUUUUGAUUUGUUUUUUAAUUUUAAGUAAUUUAUCGCACGACAUCACGCGUCAAUUGGCGAAGGAAAAUGACAGUCUGCUCGUGUUUUUUCCCCCAAUUUUAAUUUUAAUUUUCACCCAUGCAAUGUUGUGAUAAUAACAAUGUAGGUUAUUUUUUCUUUUUGCUUUAAUUUGUUAUUGUCUUUUAAAUAAUUGCUCACGCUCUACGCAUAAAGUCAUCACUUUGUACACGGAUUUUUUUUCACAAUACAUUUUAAUUUGAAAAUCCGUCCUGAACAAACAGGGGGAAUGUGUGAUCGUUAAGGAUUUUUGUGAUAAUUAGUGAUUCGGAUGUAUUCCCUUAACAAAAAAAUGAAAAAAUAUUGACUAGCUUUUCUUUUAAGUUUAAUAUAUAUAUAAAAAAAA